CUGUAAAGUUUCAUUCACCUGGAUUCAGCAGCUUCUGUCUCACUUGCGCGCUCCCGACGCUCUGCUGGCAGCAGCUGGACGCGCGCCGCUGUGGGCGCAGAGCCAGGAGGCGUCGGCCGGGCGAAGUGUCGUCUCAUCUGCAGAGAGACAGAGACACAGAGAGACUGAGACACAGAGAGACGUGGACUGUCGCGAGCAGAGGAGAGGAUGAAGCUAACCACUGUCCUGCUGGUGUUUGGAGUCGUGCUGAGCGUCUGUCAGGCUCAGUCGGACACCGGAGGCGAGGAGACCGGUGGCGAGGAGGAACAUGUGGAGCUCUUCACCACACCGAUGGCUAAGAUGGGCGCCGCCACCUCGGACUUCGGCUACAACCUGUUCCGUGCUCUGGCGAGCCGCGAGGCUGCGACCAACAUCUUCCUGGCCCCCAUCAGUGUGUCUGCGGCGCUGACUCAGCUGUCCAUGGGAGGGUCUGAGCGUGCUGAACAGCAGCUGUUCAGGGCUCUAAGGUACCACACCCUGCAGGAUCCUCAGCUCCACACCACCCUGAAAAACCUGCUGGCUUCAGUCAGGACGCCUGGAAAAGGCCUGAGCACCGCCGCACGCAUCUACCUGGCACGACGACUUCGUCUGAAGCAGGACUUCUUCACGCUCGUGGAGCAGCAGUAUGGCAUUCGUCCCAAGGCCCUGCAGGGAGGAACCAAAGAUGUGAAAGAAAUCAACGACUGGGUGACUCAGGAGACGGGCGGGAAGGUGCAGCGCCUCCUGGCCAAAGCCCUCUCCCGAAACGCUGGAGUGAACGCCGUGAGCGCCGCUUACUUUAAAGGGAAGUGGGUGACUCGGUUCGGUCAGAAUGGAGUGAUGGAGAACUUCCAGGUGGACGGCGGGGUACCUGUGCGUGUUUCCAUGAUGAAACAGGAUAACUACCCUGUGAAGAUGGGAGCCGACUCGGAUUUGAGCUGCACGAUCGCUCAGAUCCAGAUGCAGGACGACAUCAGCAUGUUCAUCUUCCUGCCGGAUGAAGUGACCGCCAACAUGACCCUGCUGGAGGAGAGUCUGACUGCUGAGUUCGUCCAGGACCUCUCCAUGACGCUCCUCCCUACCCAGGUGUCCCUCUCUCUGCCCACCCUGAGGCUCAGCUACUCCUCAGACCUGCUGCCGCUGCUCAGCGACCUGGGUCUCUCUGAAUGGCUAGACAACCCGGACCUGGAGAAGAUCUCAGCUCAGGCCGCCAAGCUCGUCAGCCUCAAUCACAAAGUUGUCAUGGAGACGGCGCCCGAGGGGAACCAGUACCCCAGCGCCACCUCAGCAGCCAGUCACCUGUCAUACACAGUGGACCGCCCCUUCCUCUACCUGAUCCGGGACGAAGCGUCAGGGGCGCUGCUCUUCAUCGGCAGGGUGGUCAACCCCAAGGACCUGAGGAUAUAACACACACACACACACACACACACACACACACACACACACACACACACACACACACACACUGUUAGCAGGUCCUGGGAGGGACGUCAGGUAUUUGCGUUGCGUUUGUGGGGGAGACGUCUGUGAGGAUAUUUGAUUUGAUUUUACAUGAUUUGUUACUUUUCAUGUUGAAACACGUCGGCGUGAUCAUGUUAAUCUGACGCGAAACUCAAACACACUGGUGAUACUCUGACUCACCAAAGGACUGUCUUUUUAAAGAAAUCAAAUAUUGUCAUUUGUGUUCAAAGAAAUAAACACGACAAUGAAACCA
Seriola aureovittata is the source of this 1732-nucleotide messenger RNA. RefSeq names its product serpin peptidase inhibitor, clade F (alpha-2 antiplasmin, pigment epithelium derived factor), member 1 (gene serpinf1). Gene Ontology annotation, biological process: negative regulation of angiogenesis; negative regulation of endopeptidase activity. Lineage: Eukaryota; Metazoa; Chordata; Actinopteri; Carangiformes; Carangidae. Bases 208 to 1425 code for a protein of 405 amino acids. Gene Ontology annotation, molecular function: serine-type endopeptidase inhibitor activity. The record is from RefSeq and is a predicted model, not a curated record. The transcript has 8 exons.